CCGGUCGAUUAUAUUGAGAGGGAUUUUCAAAGUAUGUAUAUAUUUUACGAAUUUGGAAUAGCGAACCGUUUUUCAUUUACAGAAAUACAAUUACGAAGAAAACUAAUUACGGCUGCAUCUUAUACGUUUUGGUUGUUGAUAUUUGGGUGUGUCUAAGCAAUAGUAAUUUGCUGAAACGAAAACUAGUAUUAUUCCAACAAAAUGCUUAUACUGAGUAUAAUAAUUGUCGCUUUAUGCCAGAAUGCGAAUGGACGAAUAUACGUUAACGUUAGUGGAGACAUUAUGUUGGGUGCUCUUUUCCCCAUCCACCGAAAAGGACCGGGAACGGAAAAUUGCGGAAAAAUUCAAUUGGAGGAUGGUAUCCAGCCAUUGGAAGCAAUGAUAUACACGAUCAACCAAAUUAACCGAGAUCCAAAGAUUUUGCCUGGCAUACAAUUGGGUGUUAUAGCUUUCGACAGCUGUGAUAAUCCUAAUUACGCUCUUGAGCAGGCACUCUACUUUGUAAAAGGUUUCAUCGCCCACAUGAAUGCCUAUCACAAAACCGAGUUUCAGUGUCUGGACGGUAGCAUGCCAAAGUUUCUGGGUGGCGGAUUCGAUAAAGUGGUAGCGGUCUUGGCGGCACAAUCGAGCUCUGUUACUUUGCAGGUGGCGUCGAUGUUGAGGUUAUUCGCAGUACCACAGAUCUCAUACAUGGCCACAACUCCGUCACUUAGCAGUAAGGAACGCUUCCCGCACUUCUUCAGGACGGUGCCGAGCGACGUCAAUCAGGCACACGCGAUGCUCGAGAUUCUCAAACAGUUCGAGUGGACUUACGUCUCAGUAGUAUACUCCGGCACGGAAUAUGGCAAUGAUGGUUAUGAAACUCUUGUCGAUUUGGCAAGUAAAUAUUCAAUUUGCUUCUCUGCGCCUCAACGCAUCGACACGGAAAGAUUCAGUCCCGAAGAUUAUGACAAUGUUAUAAGAACCAUCGCCAACAAAACUGAAGUUCGAGUAGUGGUUAUAUUCGCGGAAAAGAUAGCGACGCUAUAUGUGAUGGAGGCAGCAAGACGUUUGGGUGUUGGUACACGUUACGUAUGGAUUGGCAGUGAUGCUUGGUCGACGAGCAAUCAUCGUAACUUCUUUAAUCCUGGAAGACAUAAAGACGCUAAGGAAGUUGUUCUUGAAGGUGCACUCGCAGUUCAACCGUUAUCUCGGACAAUGAUUGGAUUCGAUGAGUAUUUUACAAAUUUGACGAUCGAACACAAAACUGUAAAUCCAUGGUUUCGAGAAUUUUGGCAGGCUUAUCAUCACUGCGAUAAUCUCAAUGUUACCGAGUCUAGCGUUGAUUAUGACGAGGUCUUACACGUCUCCGGUUGCGGGGACGUGUCGAAGAGACGAAUUAGCCAUGAGACGGGCUACAAGCAGCAGCAGUUCGUGCAUUUCGUACGGGACGCGGUAUAUGCGGUGGCUUACGCUCUGCAUGACCUGUUUGUCGAGCGUUGCGGCCACGAGUAUCAGGGUAUGUGCGAAACAUUGGGACACAUCGACGGUGCUAUACUCACUAACUAUCUCGCCAACGUUUCAUUCAAAGACGAGGCAGGCAAUAAAUUCAGAUUCAUGAAUGGUGGUGACGGUCCACCGAGAUAUUCGAUUCUUAACUACCAGAGGGGCACCGAUGGAUCCUACCGUUGGCAUGUCGUGGGAAAUUACACGCAGUCGGAAAACGGCAGCCCAGUAUUACAUUUGGAACCACGUAUAAUGAAGUAUCGUAGUCAAAAGAAAGGCGGUCGACGGUUUUUUCCUAAUUCAACUUGUGCGAGUCCUUGCAAGCCUGAUCAAGUGAAAGUACGGGAAAAACAAGAUGCAUGUUGCUGGCGUUGUCGCAAUUGCGGCUUGUAUCAGUUCAAAUUGGACAGCCACAGAUGCGAGGAUUGCGAUUGGGGGACAAGACCUACGUAUGACAAAACAGCUUGCGUGCCCAUACCCGAAGAGUUUGUCGACUAUAGUAGUCCCUGGACUGUUAUUGCUAUGGCUGUGGCUUUCAUUGGCGUAAUGUCAACAAUUUUCGUUCUGUGCACAUUUUGGAUAUACAGCGAGACACCAAUAAUCAAGGCGUCAGGUCGCGAGUUGUCAUCGUUGCUGUUAAUUGGUACUUUAGCUUCCUUCAUAAUGACCUUCGCCAUUAUCGCCAGGCCCAAUACGCAGACUUGCGCUAUCACGAGGUUUGGCAUUGGGUUAUGUUAUACCUUGUGCUAUGCCGCCCUUGUUACCAAGACCAACAGGAUCCACCGCAUAUUCAACAACGCCACCAACAGCCCGCAUAAACCAAGGUAUACUAGUCCCAGGUCUCAGUUGAUAAUAACGUGCAUCCUUAUCGUCAUCGAGAUUCUGAUAAAUGGCACUUGGUUGCUGAAGGCGCCACCGUCUGCCAUUUACACUUUUCCGACAAGGGAUGUUCGUUUGAGGAUUUGUCAAGGCUUCGACGACCGAUCGUAUAUGAUCGGGUUAAUAUAUCCUUUCAUUCUUAUUGUGAUCUGCACGAUUUAUGCUGUGAAAACACGGAAAUGUCCAGAAGGUUUUAAUGAGACGCGUUACAUUGCCUUUACCAAUUACACAACGCUGAUCUUAUGGCUCGCCUUCGUUCCUUUGUACUUGGCUUCAACGAGUAACGCUAUUCGUGUAGUUACUUUAGCUCUCUCGCUUUCGCUGAGCGCUUUUGUUCAACUUGGCUGCUUGUUCUUUCCAAAGAUCUACAUUGUCCUAAUGAAGCCUGAAAAGAACACCAAGGAACUCGUUAUGGCUCAUCAUCGAAGUUCCUCAUACUUACCCACACCUGCAACGCCAGUUGUCAUUUUAAACGGCAAUCCAUUUCAAUUUAACGCUGCUAACAGUAGGGAAAAUUAAAAGUUACAAUGUUUAUAUAAGAUAUUUUUUAGUGCGUGAAUUUGUGUAGAAGAGAAUCUUACAUAAUUUUUUCCAAUAUUUACGACAUCAGAUAUAAGAAUCAUUCAAAUUUUUGAUACCGAUUCUUUAUAAUAUUCAAGCGGCAAGAAUGGAGAUUAGCAAAAUCUUCAAUUUCAGUAAUUUAUUUAUUGUCAUAAAAAAACAAUAUGAAUUAUAGUUAUUAAAACUGUAAGGUAUAUCAAAGUGAAUCUAGAAAAGGAAAAAUAGAAAUCAACUGUAAUUUAUUACGAAAAUAUUAAUCUAAUUCUAGUCUAAUAUUUAUAACUAUACAUUUAUAUUUUUAUUUCUAGUCAAAGUUUAUUGUUAUUCGUAAAUAGAUGUGGAAAGUGAUUUAAUUUUAACCGAAAAUGUCUAUCAAUGGUCACUAAUCAAACGUAUUUAAAAAGUAAUUAUAAUUCAUGUAUUUCUUUUUAUUAUACGUUAGAAUGACAACUCAUUGUUCAAUGUUUAAGGUUCUCUUAAAUUGUAACUCUGAUUAUAUGAUUGCUGGACGUAUUCUAAAAAAUACUGACUAGUUCUUAAAAACUAGUUUAGUGAUUUACUAUUUACCUAUCAUACAAUGAAAUCGAAAAUUUAGAGUUUGUUGCUAUUGUUGUAAUUGAUUUUUUUAGCGUUAAAACUUCAACAGAUGGAUGCGGAUAUAAAACAAUACUAUGACUUGAAAAUAAUAUAAGAAGUAAAUUCAACGCAUACAACUUUAAUGUAAUUUUGUUCUUAAUGGAUAACAUUAUUUUUGAUUGUCAUAUUGUAAUAAUGAACAUGGGUAAUCAUAAUUAAUCUUAUCUUAGAAAUACUAUAAAUAGAGAACUGAACAAAGUAUAUGACUUUUUAAUUUUGUAUGGUAGGAUGAAUAAAUAAUACAAGAUUUGAUUAAUUGUUUGUAAAUAUAUUAUUAACAUCUAUAGUAUAAUAAUGAAAA
This is a messenger RNA of Phymastichus coffea, 3862 nucleotides long. RefSeq names its product metabotropic glutamate receptor 4-like. NCBI's taxonomy places the organism in Eukaryota, Metazoa, Arthropoda, Insecta, Hymenoptera, Eulophidae. Gene Ontology annotation, molecular function: group II metabotropic glutamate receptor activity. Gene Ontology annotation, biological process: G protein-coupled glutamate receptor signaling pathway; regulation of synaptic transmission, glutamatergic. Gene Ontology annotation, cellular component: membrane. The record is from RefSeq and is a predicted model, not a curated record. The transcript has 14 exons. Bases 202 to 2883 code for a protein of 893 amino acids.